Messenger RNA from Pocillopora verrucosa, 378 nucleotides. The record is from RefSeq and is a predicted model, not a curated record. Lineage: Eukaryota; Metazoa; Cnidaria; Anthozoa; Scleractinia; Pocilloporidae.
UCGUCUUGUAUGCGUUUGUCGUAGAACAUGGCCUCGGUUAACAUAACUUCGGCUCUUAACAAAAUUGGAUUAACAAGGUUUGGUGGAAUAUUUCUCUGGCUGAUUCUUCAUCGACAGUUUGUCGAGCGACAUCUGAAUUGGGUGGAGCGACCGUUAUCUGUUGUUGCUGUUGAACGUCACAACCUCACCCUUCGGUGGACCUAUAUGAAGACACUUGGCCUAGUAUCGUCAUUUCGAGAAGCAGAAUUUACUGAUCUUAGCAGCGGGGAAAAAACCAUUGCAGAGAAAGUGUUAAAUACUGCACCAAUCGUACAUACAGCUUACAGACCUCGAUUUCAUAUUCCGAAGUGUGGCCAACAAUAUCAAUUUUAAAAAACA